AUGUAUAAACCGGACACGCUCACGCGCCGCGGCAGCCUCAGAUCCCUGCGCAGCGCCCCGCUCCUCAGCACGGUUCUAGAGAGCACGCUCUCCCUGACCCGCAUCCAUCCGAUUGCCUCCUUGGAGCUACCGGGCCUCGACUAUGCGGUGCAUUCGCAGUCGGCCUUCGGUUUGGGGCUCGCCCAUCCGCGUGACCUAGCCGCCCUUGGCACCUGCACCUCCCUGCGCAGUGGCCUUGCAGCGAUCACCGCAGCCUCCGCCUCCGCCGCCGGCGGUGUAUCACAAUCGCAAAGCGCUUUACUUGGCCGCUACGGACCCAACGCCUCGAUCCGUCACGGAGAGCGGAAAAUAGUCCAGCCAAAACGGGUUCUAUCACGCAAACUAAAGCCACAUCUUGUUGCGGACACCGUUAAGCAGUAUAUAAGUCGGGCCCAACGCACAAAAAAGGGUUCUCAAGAGCAACAAAAUAACAUGGAGUUUUUACGCGGCGUCUAUGCGUUUAUGCAAGUGAGUAGAUCAUCGGUGUCUCAUGUCAAAAUCGAUUCACCUGUUUUUCGCCUGCACACCAACGCAACGGUUAUAUUACUGAUCACAUUCUCGAUUGCUGUGACGACGCGGCAGUACGUAGGAAAUCCCAUAGACUGUGUACACACAAGAGACAUUCCCGAAGAUGUUCUCAACACAUAUUGUUGGAUACACUCAACGUAUACAGUGGUCGAUGCGUUUAUGAAGAAGCAAGGUUCCGAGGUGCCUUUUCCCGGAGUUCACAAUUCACAGGGCCGCGGGCCUCUAACAAUAAAGCACACAAAAUAUUAUCAAUGGGUAGCGUUUACACUAUUUUUCAGGUAAGCAAUCUUAUUUUAUACACCAAGAUGGCUGUGGAAAUCUUGGGAGGGUGGCAAGAUUCAUGCGCUCAUCAUGGACUUAGACAUAGGCAUUUGUUCCGAAGCCGAGAAAAAACAAAAAAAGAAAUUACUUUUAGAUUAUUUGUGGGAAAAUUUAAGAUAUCACAAUUGGUGGGCGUACAGAUAUUACGUAUGUGAGCUGCUCGCCCUUAUAAAUGUGAUAGGUCAAAUGUUUCUUAUGAAUCGAUUUUUCGAUGGCGAAUUUAUGACAUUUGGCCUGGAUGUGAUAGAUUAUAUGGAGACCGAUCAGGAAGAUCGCAUGGAUCCGAUGAUUUACAUAUUUCCCAGAAUGACCAAAUGUACAUUUUUUAAAUAUGGUUCAAGUGGGGAGGUGGAGAAACACGACGCCAUUUGCAUUUUACCAUUAAACGUUGUUAAUGAGAAAAUUUACAUUUUCCUUUGGUUUUGGUUUAUCUUAUUAACGUUUCUCACAUUAUUAACGCUAAUAUACAGGGUGGUUAUUAUAUUCUCACCUCGAAUGAGGGUCUACUUAUUUCGUAUGCGAUUUAGGUUAGUGCGUCGUGACGCUAUUGAAAUAAUCGUUCGUCGUUCGAAGAUGGGCGAUUGGUUUUUGUUGUAUUUACUAGGUGAAAACAUAGAUACAGUUAUAUUUCGUGAUGUUGUACAGGACUUAGCGAAUCGUUUAGGACAUAACCAACACCACAGGGUGCCUGGCUUAAAAGGUGAAAUACAGGAUGCAUGAUAUUGGGAGUAUUAGAAACAAUACAAAAUGCAAUUUGUCGUCUCCAUUUGAAUACCAUCUCAAACUCAACUAAAAACAACAACAAGAACAAGACUAAAUACAACCACAAGAAAUCUAGAGAUCUUCGCAGCAGCCGCUUCAUUGAAAAAAAAAACAAUUAAAACCA
Drosophila serrata is the source of this 1774-nucleotide messenger RNA. It is a transcript of the gene shakB, whose product is annotated as Innexin family member shaking B. Lineage: Eukaryota; Metazoa; Arthropoda; Insecta; Diptera; Drosophilidae. The record is from RefSeq and is a predicted model, not a curated record. Gene Ontology annotation, cellular component: plasma membrane; gap junction. Gene Ontology annotation, molecular function: gap junction channel activity.